Sycon ciliatum is the source of this 4196-nucleotide messenger RNA. RefSeq names its product fibrillin-1-like. Gene Ontology annotation, molecular function: calcium ion binding; protein binding. The record is from RefSeq and is a predicted model, not a curated record. The coding region runs from base 169 to 3387 and encodes 1072 amino acids. NCBI's taxonomy places the organism in Eukaryota, Metazoa, Porifera, Calcarea, Leucosolenida, Sycettidae. The transcript is spliced from 17 exons.
CGUUCCUUUCUAAAUGAAUCACCUUUUCGGCAAUCAAUGAUUUUCUGAGUAGAGUCAAGUAUUUGAUAAUACGGUAUAUUGGUCCAUUUGACCACAAAUCACAACCGGCCAGAUCGUCCAGUUGGUAAGCUGUCUUUGUCUCCUGGGUUUGCGACAUUUGUUUCGGCCAUGGUAGGAUCGCUGCUAUCCAGGCACGCCCUGCAGGUGCACGGCGCUGUCCUCCUGGUGGCAGUGCUGUUCCUCAAGCAAUGCAGCUCUCAGGUAUGUGCCCCUUGUACCUGCGCUGCUGACACGGCUGACUGCACGAGUAAGUCGGUGACAACGGUUCCAUCGACCGUGCCAAGUACCAUCAAGCGCUUGAUCUUGCAAAACAAUCCAAUUGACCUGAGCAGCACUAACUUCGGCCGGUUCAAAGAUCUUGAGUACCUUGAUCUUCGUAAUACAUUUCUGACGAGCGUGCCAGAGGCACAGUUCCUGACCAACACAAAGCUGAAGACUCUAGCCUUGGAUGAGAAUCUGCUGACCUCUCUGCCAGCCAAGCUUCUUCACAGCCUCACUGGCCUCAAACUUCUUGGGCUACGUGUAAACAGGUUAAAAACAUUCCCUGUGGACUUCUUCAAAAACAACGUGCUUAUGGAAACUCUUUAUAUGGAUGCAAACAAUUUCACCUCAAUUCCUUAUUCAAUAUUUCAUGGCCUGAACCUGGAUUAUCUAUACUACGCAACUACGGGUAGAGCGAGCGAGCUUGGCAGCACAGGCAUUGCCGGAACAUGCCCAUUUGCAAUGCAAUUCUCACUUGGACUCCUUGCCUAUACUUUUGACCCAUUACUAGAACACGGUGUGAAAUUGGUCGCCAGUUCUUGCAGCGGUGCUCUCGUCCAAUGCUAUCAGUUUAACAUGGCUACCAAGUAUUUUUGUGAAUGUCCUACUGGAACACUCUACAAUGGAACGCAAUGUGUACACGUCACACCCGUCUGUAACCCGACAUCGCUCAGUAUGCCAUCAUGUUCAACAUAUCCCACGUGCACACCAAUUGCCACAACCUCCAACUACCAGUGUGUUUGCCCGGCAGGCUUCAACAUCUCCAGUGAUGGCCAUGUGUGCGAAAAUUUUGAUGAGUGUGCCAGCCGCACUCAUACAUGUACAGGCGAUGAAGUUUGUGAGGACACCUAUGGCAGCUUUACGUGCACCUUGACAUGCAAGGUGGGGUACUUUGGCUUCAAAACUCUGUGCAGAAACCUAGACGAGUGUGCAAUGAAGGGUCUGGUAAACUGCUCAACAAAUCAGGCAUGCGUGGACACAGACGGAUCAUAUGCAUGCCGAUGUGCACUCGGGUUCACAGGUAAUAGUGGAUCUUGUGUCGAUAUUAACGAAUGUAAUCCAGUGAGUGGCAAUCCCAUCACUUGCCCGCCUAACUCUACGUGCCGCAACACAAUCGGAUCAUACUCUUGCGAGUGCAACACCGGCUUCCAGGCCAAUGCGCUAGCCGCCAACCAGUCGUGCCCGGUGACGAUAUCAACCAUGUGUGAGAAUGUGGAUGAAUGCAAAAGUGGAGCAUUUUCGUGCGCAGCAAACAGGCACUGUAAUGACACAGUCGGUUCCUAUGUAUGCGAAUGCAACACGGGUUAUGCAGCUCAAGGGGGAAGUGGGAGUUGCAUCAAUAUCAAUGAAUGCACAUCUCAUGUCGGAAUUUGCAGUCUAUCGGAAACUUGCAUUGAUACCCUCGGCUCAUACAUCUGCAUCUCCAAUGACGAAGGAGUACGACUCUUUGGACCCCUGAUCACAACUGCACCACCGCCCACCACACCGACCACUGCACCCACCUCCUGCAUGAGUGAGAGUUCAGUCGCCAGUUCUUGCAGCGGUGCUCUCGUCCAAUCCUAUCAGUUUAACAUGGCUACCAAGUAUUUCUGUGAAUGUCCUACUGGAACACUCUACAAUGGAACGCAAUGUGUACACGGCACGCCCAUUUGUAAACCGACAUCGCUCAGUAUGCCAUCAUGUUCAACAUAUCCCACGUGCACACCAAUUGCCACAACCCCCAACUACCAGUGUGUUUGCCCGGCAGGCUUCAAUAUCUCCAGUGAUGGCCAUGUGUGCGAAAAUGUUGAUGAGUGUACCAGCCACUCUCAUACAUGCACAGGCGAUGAAGUUUGUGAGGACACCUAUGGCAAUUUUACAUGCACCUUGACAUGCAAGGCAGGGUACUUUGGCUUCGGAAAUCUGUGCAGAAAUCUAGAUGAGUGUGCACUGAAGGGUCUGGCGAACUGCUCAGCAAAUCAGGCAUGCGUGGACACAGACGGAUCAUAUGCAUGCCGAUGCGCACUCGGGCUCACAGGUAAUAGUGGAUCUUGUGUGGAUAUUAACGAAUGUAAUCCAGUGAGUGGCAGUCCCAUCACUUGCCCGCCACACUCUACGUGCCGCAACACAAUCGGAUCAUAUUCUUGCGAGUGCAUCACCGGCUUCCAGGCCAAUGCGCUAGCCGCCAAUCAGUCGUGCCCGGGGACGAUAUCAACCAUGUGUGAGAAUGUGGAUGAAUGCAAAAGUGGAGCAUUUUCGUGCGCAGCAAACAUGCACUGUAAUGACACAGUCGGCUCCUAUGUAUGUGAAUGCAACACGGGUUAUGCAGCUCAAGGGGCUGGUGGGAGUUGCCUGAACAUCAAUGAAUGCACAUCCCAUGUCGGAAUCUGCAGUCUAUCGGAAACUUGCAUUGAUACCCUCGGCUCAUACAUCUGCAUCUCCAAUGACGAAGGAGUACGACUCUUUGGACCCCUGAUCACACCUGCACCGACGCCCCCUGCACCAACCACCGCACCCACAACCGCUCGGAGCGUUACCACUGCACCAACCACCGCACCAACCACCGCACCAAUCACCGCCACAACCACCGCACCAAUCACCACAUCCACCUCCGGCAUGAGUGAGGGUUCAGCAGCAGGUUCCCUUGGAACUACAGGAACAGCCGCACUGGCAGCAGCUGGUGCCGUGUUCAUGAUCGCCAUCAUCCUAGUGAUUGUCAGCAUCGUGCUGGCUAAACGUUCGAUGAUCCACCGUCCUGCACAUCUGCCGGUCAACGGAAAGGACUCGACGCCUAAUCAUUCAUUAUCAGCGGCGUGGGUUCCCAUGCGGUCACAAUCAAGCCCGUACGAUGAACACACCGUCUCAAGACCCAGUCAGCAAGUAUCGCCAGCCACUUCACCUGUGCUGACCGACAACAGUGCGUAUGGCUUUGCACAGCAGAGCCAGUCGGCACCCUUGGUACAACAAAGUCUUCGUCCAGCCAAUAGGAUUUCAGCUGAGCCAACCUAUGAAGUAGCUGAGACAGCAGGCACCCGGCUGGGUAGUGCGAUCUCUAAGCCACGGAUGGAUUAUGAGGAACCCAUGUAAAACAUAUUUCAUUUCUGCCUCUGGCCACGUUUUACAAUCCAAUCAUGGUUGCUUCUUUUUUCGUCUUUGUUUUUAUUCUCAUUGGGCGCUUUCGAUUACACGCAUUUAGGUCAAUUCUAGAAUUAGUUAUUGUUGAUGCACAGUUUGAUUACACAAAAAGUGACAAAUUCCGUCAGAAUUGAUUUUAUCCAAUUCCGUCGAAACCGUCAAUUCUGAAGAGAGGGCGGAAUUUCUCUAAUUCUGGCGCCAGAAUUGCACCGUCGGUGUGUUACCGGUCUGGUCAUGACUCAAGCGCUUCGAGUAUUUCGUCUUUUUUGACGAGGACGUAUUACUGGGGUAUCGCACGCCGGAGAACCCCACGAAAGUUGUGUUGGAUUUCCCAAAUGAUGACACAACAUUGCACAAGUUCAACGAAGUGCUUCUCCAAGAUCGGCCCAUGAAAGCAUGGGUCAGAGAACUGGUAUGGUAUGGUAAGAGAUAUGAUAUUACAUUUUACUUCGGUACCUCAAUAGCAUUGAGUACUGUUCUACAAUGAUAGUCGAAGGAGAUGAAUUGCUGCGCACUUAUUGUGAACUUCAUUCCUUUUUCACAUACAUGCAGCUUUCUCACUUGCCCCUCCUCACUCCGCACUUGCGCAUACCACUUCUUGCCUUGUAAUCACGCCUUCACUGCUGUUACUUUUAGCAUAUUAAUGUUUCUCGUAUUAGUUUUAGAUCAAAUUUUAUUCACUUCAUUCUUUUUGGUAGCUAAUGCCCCAAGGGCGAAAAUUUGGAGAUUUCAUUUCUUUUCAAAAGAAUUUGCAGCGUCAA